AUGGUGGUCCGGAUCCGGCCGGCGCGGUUCGACCGCCGGAACCGGCCCUUCUACCGGGUCAUGGCCGCCGACAGCCGCUCCCCGCGCGACGGGAAGCACCUCGAGGUCCUCGGCUACUACAACCCGCUCCCCGGGAAGGAUGGUGGCAAGAGGAUGGGACUGAAAUUCGAACGGGUCAAGUACUGGCUAUCUGUUGGGGCACAGCCCAUCGAUCCCGUGCAGCGUAUACUCUUCCGCGCCGGGGUUCUCCCUCCACCUCCGUUGCUAGCUAUGGGCCGUAAGGGUGUACAUCGUGACAGAACCCCAUCCAUCCGAUGA
Messenger RNA from Lolium rigidum, 318 nucleotides. Its product is annotated as 30S ribosomal protein S16-2, chloroplastic/mitochondrial-like. The record is from RefSeq and is a predicted model, not a curated record. NCBI's taxonomy places the organism in Eukaryota, Viridiplantae, Streptophyta, Magnoliopsida, Poales, Poaceae. Gene Ontology annotation, biological process: mitochondrial translation. Gene Ontology annotation, molecular function: structural constituent of ribosome. Gene Ontology annotation, cellular component: ribosome; small ribosomal subunit.